AUGAGUAUCAUUGCUUGGAACUGUCGUGGUCUUGGGUCAGAUGCGACAGUUGGUGAACUUCGCUUUUUGGUGAAGAAAUUUAGACCUGCCCUCCUCUUCCUCUCUGAAACGAAGAUGUGGGAUAAGAAAGCGAAAGGAUUCAUGUGGUCUUUGGGCUAUACUGGUUCUUUUGCGGUUAGUUGUGAGGGUCGCAGUGGCGGCCUUGUACUCUUUUGGAAGCAACCAUACUCCGUGCCACUUGGUGGUUUCAACUCACAUUGCAUUGAUGUGACAGUGAAGACCGAUGAUGCGGCGCCGUGGUUUGCUACCUUCGUCUAUGGUGAGCCGAGGCGUGAGCAUCGGCACAUCUUCUGGGAUCUUCUCCGUCGCCUGAGUCAGAACCGCCGCGGUGCAUGGAUUUGCUGUGGGGAUUUCAACGAGGUGCUCUGUCAUGAUGAGCAUUAUGGCGUGAGGGAUAGAUCUGAUGCUCAGAUUGAGCUGUUCAGGGAUUGCAUGGAUGCAUGCAGUCUCUCUGAUAUGGGUUUCUCAGGCCCCAAAUUCACUUGGUGCAACCGUCAGGAUGCGCAAAGUAAUGUCAGGGUUCGCCUGGAUCGAGCAGUCAGCAAUGUUGACUUUGCCACACGGUUUGUGGACUGUCAUGUUGAGAAUGUGAUUACAACAACCUCUGACCAUUACGCACUUGUCAUUGAUUUUGUGGCCAGUGCAGUGAGACAUGAGCAACGCCAGGUACAUCGGCCGUUUCGGUAUGAAGCGGCAUGGCGGCGAGCAGAUGACUACCAUGCGACAGUGGAGGAAGCGUGGGCCGACCGGCAAGAUGGGCCGAAUCCCUUGCAGUCCACCUGGUCGACAUUGGUUCAAAUGGCUGGUUCCCUCCAAACUUUGAGCAGGGAGGUUUUUGGAUCAGUUCGGAAGAAAAUCCAUCAUUUGGAGAAGAAGCUCCGUCAGUUGCGUGAGUCAGCGAUCAGUCCUGAGGUGUUGGCUGAGGAAAGGAUGAUUGAGCAGCAGCUGUGUGAACUCUUCGAGCGUGAGGAGAUCAUGGCCCGGCAGAGAUCACGAGUCGAUUGGUUGCGUGAGGGUGACCAGAACACGGCGUUCUUCCAUGCCCGUGCAUCGGCAAGGAAAAAAACCAACCGCAUCGAUGUAUUAGUGCGGGAGGAUGGGUCUAAGUGUGAGGACCAACAUGGGAUCAAAGGCAUGGUGCAUUCCUUCUAUGAAGACCUCUUCACCUUGGACCCCUUUCUGUCAAUGGAUGAGGUUCUGGAUGCAAUACCUGUCAAGGUUGAUGACACUAUGAAUGCGUCUCUAUGUGAGCAGUACUCUAAUGAAGAAAUCAAAGAGGCUCUCUUCCAAAUGGGUCCGACAAAGGCGCCGGGGCCCGAUGGCUUCCCAGCUCUGUUUUACCAAACACACUGGGAGCUUAUUCAGAAUGAGGUGUGCAAUGCAGUUCGGGGCUUUCUGAACGGGGUGGAAAUUCCCGAUGGCUUCUGCGACUCAGUUAUUGUCCUGAUUCCAAAAGUAUCAAGGGCUAAGCAUCUAUCCAAGUUCAGACCCAUCAGUCUUUGUAAUGUCCUUUACAAGCUAGCUUCAAAGGUUCUAGCAAACAGACUGAAGGUGUUGCUCCCGGAUAUUAUCUCGGAGUACCAAAGUGCUUUCGUUCCUGGCCAUCUUAUAACAGACAGUGCCUUGGUGGCCUAUGAAUGUCUCCAUACAGUGAGGAAACAGAGGAACAAGAGCCCCUUUUUCGCGCUGAAAAUCGACAUGAUGAAGGCGUAUGACCGCAUUGAGUGGCAGUACUUGCAUGGCUGUCUGUCCAAGUUGGGUUUUGCGGACAGUUGGAUUACAUCAGUUAUGAGAUGUGUGACUACAGCGAGAUAUGUUGUCAAAGUCAAUGGGGAGUUAACUCCUCCAGUGGUGCCGUCGAGAGGGAUCCGCCAAGGCGACCCUAUCAGCCCCUAUCUAUUUCUUUUGUGUACUGAAGGACUGUCGUGUUUGCUGCAGAAGAAGGAGGGCCUUGGAGAGCUACAUGGUUUGCGAAAUGGCAGGCAAGGUCCCCCUAUAUCCCAUUUACUCUUCGCCGACGACAGUAUCUUCUUUGCUAGAAGUGAUAGUAGGAGUGUGAAUUCCCUCAAGGAUGUGCUUAAUAAGUACUGUGCUGCAUCUGGACAGAGGAUCAAUCUCCAGAAAUCCUCGGUUUUCUUUGGACACAAGUGUGUGGACAGUGUCAAACAUGAUGUGAAAGUGGCGUUGGAAGUGUCUAACGAGGUCCUACAAGAUUCAUACUUGGGUAUGCCAACGGAGAUCGCACGAUCGGCCAAGGGUUCAUUCAAGUUUUUGUCUGACCGAGUUUGGAAGAGUGUGUCUGGGUGGUCCGAUCGACCGCUCUCAAGGGCUGGCAAAGAAACUAAGCUAAAGUCAGUCUCACAGUCCAUUGCUAAUUAUGUCAUGAGUUGCUUUCAGGUUCCUGUCGGUAUCUGCAACAAAAUGAAGACACAUGUGGCCAAUGACCGGUGGGGUUUAGAAGAUGGAAAAAGGAAGCUUCACUGGCGCUCGUGGGAUUGGUUAACGAUGCCUAAGUCUCUCGGUGGCAUGGGGUUUAGAGACUUUGUUCUCUUCAACCAAGCGAUGCUUGGAAAGCAAGCUUGGCGGCUACUGACUGAGCCGACGUCCCUGUGUGCAAGGGUUCUGAAGGGACGAUACUUCCCUGACACUGACUUCUUGUCGGCUGUUAAACCCCGUUCCUCCUCAUACACAUGGAGGUCAAUUCUCUUUGGACGUGAUCUGCUGGUACGGGGCCUGAGCUGGGGUGUUGGAAAUGGGGAACGGAUCAAUGCCUUGACAGAUUCCUGGGUGCCCGGUUAUAGGGCUGGUUCUUUUGCGACUGUCAAGCAUCUGCCGGUGGAGACCAAGGUGGAGUUUUUCCUCGAUGAUUCUGCCAAAGUCUGGGACAUGGACAAGGUCUAUGAGUUCUUCUAUGAGCCAAUGGCACGGGUGAUCCAACACAUACCAGUGAGCAAGUUUGGAGGAGACGACUAUGCCACUUGGGAGCAUACAAAGCUGGGACAGUAUUCAGUGAGGUCUGCAUAUCGGCUGGCUCGGACUGAACGUGUCCUAGCAAAACGGGCGGCUGGGCGUGGCGGUAGCUCCGAUAUGCCUCGCGAGGAGAAGGCGUGGAAGUCUAUCUGGGCUAUAACCUGCCCGGACAAGAUGAAGAUUGUCCUCUGGAGAAUGGCGCAUGACUGUCUUCCCACUGGCGUUCAGCUUCAGAGGCGCAACAUACCAGCUGAGGACAGGUGUGUGUUCUGUGGUCGUUUGGAAACGGUGGAGCAUCUGUUUCUUUUCUGUCCUAUGGCCUCUGCGGUGUGGUCAGCAGUGAAGGAGUCUGUACCGAUCUGUUUGGACCGGAGGUCCUUCUCUGGCAUGAAGUCUUGGCUCUUUCAGUUUACUGCCCGAGCAUCGAAACUUCAAGCUACAACUAUGGCGGUCACCGCGUGGCAUAUAUGGGAGGCACGCAACGAUGAGCGACAUGGUGUUGUGGCUUUGUCUCCGCAAAGAAUGGCUGGCAAAAUUGCAGUCUAUGUCGAUAAUAUUCAGCAACAUUGUUUCAAAACCAAGAUGGCUACAAGGUGUGAUUCCUCCCCACCAGUUCGUUGGAGUCCGCCGCCGGCCGGGAAGUUUUGUGUCAAUGUGGAUGCUGCAAUUUUUAGGGACGAGAAUCGCUUUGGAUGGGGCGCGGUGGUUCGUGAUCAUCUAGGCUCUGUCAAGCUCACAUACAGUGAAGGGAUGGAGGGCAUGGUCUCACCUGAAUUGGCGGAGGCACUGGCUGUUCGUUGUGCCUUGAGAGUCACGCGAGACAAUGGCUUUGGGUGCAUUGUUCUUGCCUCUGAUUGCCUUUCGGUGAUCCAAAAAAUCAAGUCAAAGACGACGGAUCGUUCUCAGGUUGGCUCUGUUAUUGGCGACAUCAAGCGCCUGGCUACAGAGUUCGACUGCUGUGUGUUCCAACAUGUUGGACGCAGGAUCAAUGGCGUGGCGCAUAAGUUAGCUCGGAGUAGUGAGCAGGGUGUGUGUAAUCUUUCUUUUGGUGUUGUUCCGGAGUACAUCCGGGUGCAGGCGGUGGUGUGCAUCGCCAGCCUCUACGCGCUCGCUAGGGACCACGCCGGCCGGCUCCCCAGUGUCGCCGCCGUCGACUCGGCCGUCUACGGUGUUAGCUGCUUCGUCUCAGGAUGUUUCCGCGACCUCCUUUGCGCGCCUGCGAGGUAG
This is a messenger RNA of Lolium perenne, 4257 nucleotides long. The record is from RefSeq and is a predicted model, not a curated record. NCBI's taxonomy places the organism in Eukaryota, Viridiplantae, Streptophyta, Magnoliopsida, Poales, Poaceae.